AUAGAUCUGAAGAAGAAGAACAAGAAAAAACAAAACAGCAGCUUCACUAAAUUGUGUCUCCAGCCUCUCUUUGUCUGUGUCUGGCCCCUAACCUUAUGGACUAGAUUCCUCCUCAGGUGAAUUCUUCAGUGUGGGAUCCUUUUUUUGUUCUUUUGGGGUAUUUCUUUUCAGAUUUUUUUGUUCUGAUCAAGAUGCAGACACAGUUGGCGUGUAUGCUUCUCCUCUGUUUAACAUGUGGUGCACUUUGUACAGAUGUUGACCAGGAGCAGCGAGCGCUAGAAGAGGAACUACUCAGCAGUCUCUUCACUUCCAAGAUGAAACAGAAUAAGCAGAGUGCCCCCUAUUGGCGCGUGUCUCUGGCCAACCUCUGUAAGAUGCUGAGCGCCCUGCGCCAGGAGGCGUGGAGUGGGGAGGAGGAGGAUGGGGGUCUGAGGGAGGGGAGCCUCCAGCUGCUGGAUGAAAUGUACAACUUGCAACACAUCUGCCGAGUACUGCAGAGCCGGGAGGAGAGGCUACUCCAAGACUCUCUAGAGUAUUCAGAGGAGAACAGCGACGCUCCACUGAAACGAAAGUCACCCUACAUAUUGAAGAGGCAAGUGGGGCACAUCACUAAGACUCGGCGGCCGUACAUCUUAAAACGAAGUACAUUUUACUGACAUCCCAGAGACCGCAGCACCAUUUUAAGGGACCGGACCACAUGUUUUGUGUAAUUAUGUGAUUGUGUUUAUUUUCUGUCUUCUUGUAGAUGCAGUCUUUUUUUUUUCCUGUUCCUUUUUAUCCAAUCAGACCCUUUGAUUGUAUGUCCAACAGAGAGGCCUGUCUUUAUCCUGCUCCUGAAAAUAAAAUCCUUAGCAUCAAAGAAAUAGUGUAUCUCUGAGAAACUGUAUUUAUGUAUGCUAUUUAUUCACUGCAAAAUAAAUCUAUUUUGUUUCAGAAAUUAAAGGAUUCAUGAUA
Maylandia zebra (zebra mbuna) is the source of this 954-nucleotide messenger RNA. It is a transcript of the gene nts, whose product is annotated as neurotensin. Gene Ontology annotation, molecular function: neuropeptide hormone activity. The record is from RefSeq and is a predicted model, not a curated record. Lineage: Eukaryota; Metazoa; Chordata; Actinopteri; Cichliformes; Cichlidae. Gene Ontology annotation, cellular component: extracellular region.